GGGGAAGUAAAUGGAGAAUAUAUGAGGGCAUAAGAGCCACAACUGAAGAAUCAUGAUUCUGCUACACUGUUUCUGUGCGCCGAUACUGGCCAGCAUUACUGUGAGUAAGGGUUCCGUGCGGGUGUUCUCAGGCGACGAUUUGAGGACCGCAUGCAGUGUGCCCGACGAUCCCUCACAGCGCUGGAGGUACAGGUGGUUUCGAGAUGAACAGGACAUGGGUUUCUACAAUUCGAGUGAGGCUUGGAUUAAACACAGUGGAAACUACAGCUGCCAGGCAGAGAGAGACAUGAAGAAAUGGCCUUAUAUUCUGAGCACACUUCCCAGCCCGCCUCUCCAGCUCCACGUCGAUCGAGGAUGGGCGCUCCUGCAGACACCAGUUACGCCUCCCAUCAUUGACGAUACAGUCAUGCUGACGUGUCACAUUCGAGGCAAUCCCGUAGCAACUGAGGUUCGCUUCUACAAGGACGGCUCUGAAAUCCACUGUUACGAGAGUAAAGAGCUGGUUUUCAGUAAGGUGACUCUUGAGGAUGCUGGUGUUUACUGGUGCAGGGACUCAUGGAUGGAGAAAUACGAGUUACACUCCGCCCAGUCUCUUCCCGUUCCUGUAACUGUACUCGAUAAGUUGGAAACUCCCCGGCUGGUGGUUGAUUCUGGUCGGGUCAUCGCUGGAAGGCUUGUGUGUAUCAAAUGCGAGAUGCGGCUGAAUGUUAAAGCGGAAGGCCUUCAAAUAGAAUAUCACUACAUGAAGAACCACACCCGGCUGGCACCGGCCUCAUCCUCAAACACAUACACCAUCUGAAAGGUACAGGAACAGGAUGCUGGGGUGUAUAUCUGCAAAGCCAAAGUCAGGCGUCUGGACGUGGAGCGAUGGAGCAACACCCUGGAACUUAAGCUCUAUUAACCUGCGCAAAGAAUUUGUGAAACCUUCAAUCAAGUCCCAUAUGAAGCUACAAGAAGGAAAGAUUUAGAAUCAAAUGUAAUGUUUAUGGACCUUGUGGCGAGAAAAGUAAUUCAGAAUGAUUAUCCUUGCUUGAUUUUAUUACAAGGGCUCAGGAACCCAUCGACCCAAAGCCUACAUUGUGAUUUGUGUUAGGUUUCAUACAAAAUGUUAUAUAUUAUAUUCAAUAAUUUGUAUGCAUAACCUUGCAAAUAAACACACAGCAUCUUUAAAAAAUAAUGCAGUAUUGAGUGAACUGAUCGUGAACUUCUGAAUGACUCACUGCAGGACGUCAUGACAAACAAUCCACAAAAACUAAAGUAUUACAUGAUGUCCCUCUUCAUCAAGAUCAUUUGUUUUCAUGUUUGUAUUGUCAGAUAACAUUGACUGCAUUCCAAAGGCAAUGCAAGUAAAAAACUAGUAUUCUAAUCAAUUAU
Triplophysa rosa is the source of this 1374-nucleotide messenger RNA. Its product is annotated as high affinity immunoglobulin gamma Fc receptor I-like. The transcript is spliced from 5 exons. Gene Ontology annotation, biological process: cell surface receptor signaling pathway. The record is from RefSeq and is a predicted model, not a curated record. Gene Ontology annotation, molecular function: transmembrane signaling receptor activity. NCBI's taxonomy places the organism in Eukaryota, Metazoa, Chordata, Actinopteri, Cypriniformes, Nemacheilidae. Bases 53 to 799 code for a protein of 248 amino acids.